CCAGGCCUUGGGAAGUUCAAAUCCUUGCGAGUUUUCAGAGCAUCUCACUGCAACCUGCAGCAGGUGGAUGACCUGGAGAAUUUGAUCUUUUUAGCAUCAUUAAAUGUUUCAUACUGUCGAAGUCUUGAGAGACUUCUCGAUCUAUCAAAACUGACGAUGCUGAAAGACAUUAAAAUUGAGGGCUGUCUGAUGAUUCCUGAUGAUUUUUAUUAUGUGGAUUCACACCUGAAUCUCUCCGAGGAGCAAAGCAGUUCACUAAUUGAGGCGGACAGCACAUCCGAGGUGGAGUAUAGCAAACCAGCUAAAACCAAACGUUAUAGCAAACCAGCUAAAACCAAACGUUCUUCCUUCAAGGGCAUCAAACCCAUAUACGAAGGAAAUGAAGGCGGGAUUGACAAUAUCAGGAGCAAUGAUGACCAAUUGAAGUGGCUUGAUAGCCAUUCUGAUGGUGGCAUUAAAUGGAAAUUGAUAAAAAAAAUCCUUGUGUCAGAUAAAGAAAUUGGUAAGGGAAGUAGUGGGACCAUUGUCUAUGAGGGCAUGUAUGAAGAUCGACGUGCUGCAGUGAAAUGCCUUGUCAGGGGUCAUCAUGAUGUCGCCAUGGUAGAGAUUCAGAAUUUGAUAUUAUCUGACCAACAUGAAAAUAUUGUUCGAUAUUAUGGGAUGGAGGAAGACCCGAAAUUCAUCUAUCUUGCACUAGAGCACUGUAUUUGCAGCUUAGAUGAUUUAAUUCAAGCACAUUCAGAUUCUUCUGAUAACUCUGUGUUCCCUGAUGAUUCAGCAUCAAUGAAUGCUUAUAAAAUCAAAUUGGGUUCUGUUAGGGAUAAGAUGCAGGAUGUUGAGUUGUGGUCGGCAGAUGGUUAUCCCUCGCCUCAGUUACUGAAACUAAUGAGCGAUGUGGUAUCAGGACUCAGCCAUUUGCAUAACUUGGGAAUGAUCCAUUGGGGCAUAAAGCCUCAAAAUGUCUUGAUUGCUAAGAAUCCCUCGUUUGGUGCUAAGCUAUCUGAUAUGGGAAUUAGCAAAUGCCUUUCGAAAGAUAAAUCUUCCUUGGGAAAUCAUGCUACUGUUUGUGGAAUCACAGGAUGGCAAGCACCUGAACAGCUCUAUCCUGGUGGGCGCAAAACGCAAAAAGUGGAUAUGUUUAGUUUAGGACGUGUCUUGUUCUUUUGUGUCGCUCGUGGAAAACAUCCAUUUGGUAAACCUAUAGAACGUGACUUCAACAUUGAUCGCGACAUAAAGGACCUUUCUUGGGUGGAAUUCAUGCCAGAAGCUCAUGAUCUUAUUUCGCGUUUACUAGACCAAGAUCCCGAUUUGAGGCCAACGGCAUUGGAGGUGCUGGACCAUCCAUUUUUUUGGAGUUCAAAAAUGAGACUGACCUUUCUUCAUGACGUCGGCAAUGAAGUAGAAUCGGAAGAAGGCAAUUCAGAUUUUCUCAAAGCAUUGGCCAACAUUGCGCAAUUGGCUUUUGAUGGGAAUUGGAUAGAGAAAAUAGAUAAAGGUCUUAUGGACGACCUACGUCUACACAGACGCAAGCCCUAUGACGGUAGUUGUGUCGGAGACUUAUUGAUAUUCGUGCGAAAUGUGUUCAACCAACUCAAGAAAGCUCCAGAAAGGUUUAAGGUACUCUCUCGCUCUCUCUCUGGAACAAUGGUGAUAUCUACAGCUGCAUGCAUGCAAGGUUCAUAUCUGUUGUUGCUUUGAUGAUUCUGGCAGGUCGAAGUGCA
Molecule: messenger RNA, 1721 nt
Organism: Eucalyptus grandis
Lineage: Eukaryota; Viridiplantae; Streptophyta; Magnoliopsida; Myrtales; Myrtaceae
Product: serine/threonine-protein kinase/endoribonuclease IRE1a-like
Exons: 6
Coding region: 157-1698 (513 amino acids)
Biological process (GO): mRNA processing; IRE1-mediated unfolded protein response; intrinsic apoptotic signaling pathway in response to endoplasmic reticulum stress
Cellular component (GO): IRE1-TRAF2-ASK1 complex
Molecular function (GO): RNA endonuclease activity; ATP binding; protein serine/threonine kinase activity
Source: RefSeq, a predicted model, not a curated record